Molecule: messenger RNA, 1524 nt
Organism: Colletotrichum gloeosporioides
Lineage: Eukaryota; Fungi; Ascomycota; Sordariomycetes; Glomerellales; Glomerellaceae
Product: MFS glucose transporter mfs1
Exons: 2
Coding region: 1-1524 (507 amino acids)
Biological process (GO): transmembrane transport; carbohydrate transport
Cellular component (GO): membrane
Molecular function (GO): carbohydrate:proton symporter activity
Source: RefSeq, a predicted model, not a curated record
AUGGGCCGUCAUGCGACUUUCUUCUCGGCCGCUUUCUUGGCCACGGGAGGCUUUUUGUUCGGAUUCGAUUCCGGUAUUAUCACUUCCACCAUCGCACUCCAGACAUUCAAAGACUACUUUCACCCAUCUGAUGCUAUUGCCGGAGGAAUAGUAUCAUCGUUCCAGGGAGGAGCGAUCCUUGGGACGAUGGUGAACAUGCUAUUUUCCGACUGGCUGGGACGUCGCAAUACGGUAUUUCUUGGCUCAAUCAUAUCUGGUCUGGGGUCUGCACUCCAGGCCGGCUCUCGGAAUCUGCUCACCCUCAUCAUCGGGCGGUUCAUCGGCGGUGCUGCUGUUGGAAUUCUGACAUCGACCAUCCCGAUGUAUGCUUCGGAACUGUCGGAAGCCAAGCAUCGGGGUAAACUCUCAGGUCUCUUGCAAUGGAUGCUGAGCUGGGGCUUCUUGGUAGCCCAAUGGUUGGGCUACGGGUGCUCGUUCGUGAAGACUGACUUUUCAUGGCGCUUCCCGCUGGCGUUCCAAUGCAUCCCAGGUAUCAUCUUGGCACUGGGCAUAUAUUUCCUUCAAGAGUCACCUCGGUGGCUCAUGGAAAAGGGACGACCUGAUGAGGCUCGUCAAGGACUAGACAAGCUACGCAUUGGUGUAGAUGAGAAGGUUGUUGAUGUUGAGUACAACGAAAUCCGACUUGCCGUCCGUGAACAGUCUGCCAUCAACAAGAAUUGGAACCUAUGGAAGGAAAUUCUCACUCGUCCUUCCUGGCGCAAGCGACUGCUGUUAGGUUGCGCUCUUCAAGCAUUUUCUCCAUUGUCUGGCAUUAACGUCAUUAACUAUUUCGGCCCUCGCAUCUACGAACUUCUGGGAAUCGGAACCCAGACAUCACUGAUGAUCAUCGGUAUAAACGGCGCCCUCGGUAUCAUCUACAACUCCGUUGGCCUUUGGAUGUUGGAUCGCGUUGGGAGGGUUAGACCUCUUAUCGUCUCUGCUCUCGGAUUGGCGGCUGCCCUGCUUGUUAACGCGAUCCAAUUUCAGUACCUGGACAGGUCUAAUGCGGACCAGUUGAGGAGUAUGGUGGCCAUGAACUUUGUGUUUGGCUUCUUCUUCACCCCGCUUGGCAUCAUCAGUUGGGUGUACCCUGCGGAAAUUUUCCCUCUAGAAAUCCGAGCCCUCGGCAAUGCUCUUACCACCUUCACCAACUGGACCGUCAACCUGAUCCUGGUCUCAUUUUCACCACAAGCCCUUACGGCUGUUGGAUUCAAAUUCUUCUACGUCUUCUUCGUCUUCAACAUGAUAGCGGCGGUUUGUUAUUACUUGUUUUAUCCAGAAACACGUGGCAAGACUUUGGAACAGAUGGACGAGCUUUUCGGCGAUGGCGUUCCGCCAUUCAACCAACGGUCUGCUCCAGCUAUUACAGAGUCUACCGAUGAAGAGGCUCGAGGCGAAAUCAUUUCGGCUGGGGCUACAACACAACCAUUGAAAACAACCAAGCGUACGUACACAAAAUACAACACCUUUCACUUGGAGGGAUAG